Messenger RNA from Perca fluviatilis (European perch), 3321 nucleotides. RefSeq names its product zinc finger protein 501-like. Lineage: Eukaryota; Metazoa; Chordata; Actinopteri; Perciformes; Percidae. The transcript is spliced from 2 exons. Gene Ontology annotation, cellular component: PcG protein complex; nucleus; transcription regulator complex. The coding region runs from base 121 to 1359 and encodes 412 amino acids. The record is from RefSeq and is a predicted model, not a curated record. Gene Ontology annotation, molecular function: RNA polymerase II cis-regulatory region sequence-specific DNA binding; DNA-binding transcription factor activity, RNA polymerase II-specific. Gene Ontology annotation, biological process: regulation of transcription by RNA polymerase II.
AAGAAGAAGGUUCAUAUGUUACCGACCUAAACACCGGAGCAGUUAGCGGAGAGGAGACGUUAGCCGGGUCCGAACAACGGCAGAAACCUCCCUCGAGGAGUAUUAGUCUGCUGCUCAGACAUGGACCGACACCGGAAACAGCUGGAGGAGGUUUUAAAACCGGAGACGAAGCCGCGAGGAGAAGCUUUACCUUUCGAUGUCCAGAAAGUGAUUGUUGGUGAAGAACAUCAGCAGGAGUGGAGCUCCAGUCUGGACCAGGAAGAGCCAGAGCCCCCACACAUUAAAGAGGAACAGGAGGAACUCUCGAUCAGUCAGGACCGAGAACCGCUUCAAGGGCUGGAGGAGGCUGAUAUCACCAAGUUCCCUUUCUCUCCGGUCCGUGUGAAGAGUGAAUAUGAUAAAGAGGAACCUCAGUUAUCACAGCUUAAUCAAAGACAAACUGUAGAGAUGAAAACGGAAGCUGAUGGAGAGGACUGUGGAGGACCAGAACCGGCCAUCGACCGUUCGCGUUCACAACCCGAUGAUGAUGACAAGAAUGGAGACUCUUCUGAACCUGAGACUGAUGACAGUGCUGAUUGGAAGAAGACCAGAGAACCUCAGUCAGGUUUAGACUCUCUGAAUAAUGAGGAAGUCUCUGUCUGUGAUUCAAGAUGUGGUACUGGUGAGAAACCAUUUAGCUGCUCAGUCUGUAAGAAAGCUUUUACAGACAGUGCACAUUUACAAAGACACACGAGAACCCACACAGGAAAGAGACCAUUUAGCUGCUCGGUCUGUAAGAAAGCUUUUACAAUGAGUGAAAAUUUACAGGCACACAUGAGAAUCCACACUGGAGAGAGACCAUUUAGCUGCUCAGUCUGUAAUAAAGCUUUUAUACAGAGUGGACAUUUACAGAAACACAUGAGGAUCCACACAGGAGAGAAACCGUUUAGCUGCUCAGUCUGUAAGAACGCCUUUACAGAUCGUGCACAUUUACAAAGACACAUGAGAACCCACACAGGAAAUAGACCAUUUAGCUGCUCCGUCUGUAGGAAAGCUUUUACAAUGAGGGAAAAUUUACACGCACACAUGAGAAUCCACACUGGAGAGAAACCUUUUAGCUGCUCAGUCUGUGAGAAAGCUUUCACAGAGAGAGGACAUUUAAAGGCACACAUGAGAACCCACACUGGAGAGAAACCAUUUAGCUGCCCAUUCUGCAAGAAAACGUUCACAAUGAGUGGCCAUUUACAGCAACACAUGAGAAUCCACACUGGAGAGAAACCGUUUAGCUGCUCGGUCUGUAAGAAAGCUUUUACAGUGAGUAGAACUUUACAUAGACACAUGAGAACCCACACAGAGGGGAGAGACCAUUUAGCUGUGUGAAGUGGAGCUGUAGUCCAUAAGGAGAGCGGAGAACCUCAGUCAGGUUUAAACACUGAAAAUGUAAUGUGUAUACUCUGGGUCCUUAAAAAGUUUAAAAUAUAAUAAUUAGAAUUUUAGGCUUUAAAAUGUCUUGAAUAUGAUUUUGAUAGGUGUUAAAAAAUGUAUUGGAUUGUGAAGUUAAUGUGUCUGUUGGUAUCCCAUGAACUGGACUUCUUGGGAAAUGAAAGAGCCAGUCCAUGCAACCCCAGCUCUCUUCUAAAUGGCAGCUAUUCUUAAAUCACAAGGAACUGCCCCCCAACUCAGUCUCCCUUAAGUCUCUACUGCAUCUCUCAGCAGGGGUCCAGGUCAGCUCUCCGCUAACGCGUGGCCUACUGAAAGUAGCCCAACACAGAAACUCUAGCAGUUGAUGUGAGUGCCUGCUUAGAGUAAACAAGUUAGCAUCACCUAAACAUACAAAGGCUACCAGCUAACCUGAAACAAAAGAACAGAAGAAGUUAUCACCAAGUUAACUACAAUAACUGAAGCUACCGGCUUUAUCCGGCCGGCAGGAUUGGAAUACAGCACAAUGGAGACUGAAUCAUUUGACCUCAGAACCACAGUUCUCCCAGUCUGGCUUUCUCACAAAACCAAGGAGUUCUUCCUCUGAUAAUGUAACCAACUCGGGCCAGCAUUAGCAUGUCAACAGCAGCUAAGCAAAGCUGUUAAGUGUUUAAGUUCUGUUAAUGUUCAUGUAUUGAUUUGCUUUGAAUGCCAUCCAGACCUAUAUUGUUGUAAUGUUUGUUUAGCAGUCAAGUUGUUUCAGUUAGUCAAAUGUUUGUAUGAAAAGAACUAUACAAAUGUAAAGGCUACAGUAGGCCUAUUUUAUACACACUUAGACACACACAAACAGACUUUAUUAUUAUUAUUAAUACGAAGCCGCCUGUAAACUUAAAAUCAUCCACCUCCCACCCACCUAAAUGAAUUAUUUUCUCCGAUUUAGAGACCCGCAUGGCCAUUUCACUGUCCCUUCAUCACUGUAGGCUGCGUUGCUUUUUUAAAUAAUGUAUUGUGUUGAUGUAGCCUAUGAGUGUUUCCUAUAAUGAUUUACCUCUCUUUUAAUUCGAGAGGCUGCUUGUAAACAUUUCCGCGCAUGCAGAAAUGUCACUGCAGCUGAUACCGGACGUUUUAAGCAGCAAAAACCAAGUUGUAAACUUGACAGCGACAAACGGAACUAGACCAUUUACUUCUGAAAUAGGCCCAAUGAAGUCGCUGAUGUUUCUCGAGCGUCUCUCAGACGCACUUUCAAACCGAGUUUUUAUGUCCGACAGCAGAUCCGCUAUGUUCACAUUUUAGAGAACUUUAAUAAUAUGUUCCUUGUCAAUUGUGCGUUAUUUCACCCACACGCUAUUAAUCAAUGUUAAUUUGUAUGAUUUGACCGGCCCAAUCCGUAACGUUAUACUAACUACAGGCCUGCGGAUCAUAGGCGUAAAUCCCCCCCCCCCACACUAGAAAUAUCACUAAAAACCAUGCUGUGUAUUGUAAAUAACAUGAUGAUGUAUACUUAAAAUUUCUGUGUAAGUAGUAAAACAAUACAAACCCCCCAAAAAUGCUUUUUAAAUUUAGAAACAUUUUGAGUCCCCCGCCCCCCCCUUGCCUCACAGUGGUUUGGUCCACUGCCUGCUUGGGUGGACGACACCGGGAGAGAAUGAAAUGGAACAUAUAACGGUAACGCUACAGUAACGUUAGUUGUGGAAUGUAAGUAGGCGGUUCAAGGCCAUUUUAUUCACAUUAAACAUCGGAUGAUGUUUUUCUUUUCUCAAAACGUUGUGUGUGAACUGAUAUUAGGGUUAAUAUUGAAGAUCUACAGUUGCGUUUUGCUCAAUAUGAUAAGUGGCCGACCAGUGGGUUUGCUGCAGGUAAAUAUACAGUAGCUCACAAAAGUGAGUACACCCCUCACAUUUUAGUAAAUGUCAUAUCUUUUAA